AUGGACAAAUCAAUGUAAAAAAGAAUACAUACUACCUACUACUUCAACUUCAAUGCUGUGUAGUGUGUGCGUAAACGGCAAAUAUAAAAUUAUUAAAAAUUUAGGCCAUAUGAACCAAAGGGUAAAUUUACCAAUUGAAACUUGUGAACUGCAUCGUUUAGACUGCCUUCUACUAUGCAUUCAAAUAAAUCUGGACGUGUUUGAGAAUGAAAUCAUAGUGAAACCAUGUUGAUAACAACAUUUUUUAAUGUACCAUAGUUCUCAUUGUCAAUUGCAAUGAAUGGUUCAAGCGGUUUCAGUAUUCCGAGUCAUGAACUAAACGAUUUAAAUAAUGGCCUAAGGCAAAGUUCGUCCUCUUCGAAGGUAAACAAAGCACCUCAUACCCCACUGACAAACGCUCGAGACAAUGCUGAAGAUUCAAUUGAUCUCAAAGAAUCUCCGGUUUGGUUGUUGGGCCGAUGUUAUCACCGAAAAUUAAGCCCAACUGGCUCACUGGAAUCUUCCACAGAAGUGGGCAUGGAAGCAACUGCACAUCAACCAAUGGAACAAAUAUAUGGAGAGGGUAUAGAAGGAUUUAAAUCAGAUUUUGUAAGUAAAAUAUGGAUGACUUACAGAAGGGAAUUCCCUACUAUGACAGGUUCAACUUUUACAACUGAUUGUGGUUGGGGUUGUAUGCUUCGAAGUGGACAAAUGAUGUUGGCUCAGGCUUUAGUUUGCCAUUUCCUAGGCCGUUCAUGGAGAUGGUUACCUGAGAAACCCAUUCAAAAUGCUAGAGAAUUUCAAGAAGAUUGUUUACAUAGAAAAAUUAUAAAGUGGUUUGGAGAUAAGUCUUCAGUUAAUAGUCCUCUGUCAAUACAUCAGAUGGUGAGUUUGGGAGAAGCUUUAGGCAAGAAGCCAGGUGAUUGGUAUGGCCCUGCAUCUGUAGCACAUUGUUUGAAAUCUCUAAUUGCAUCAGCUUCAAAAGAGAAUUAUGAAUUUGAUCAUUUAGAAGUUUAUGUUGCUCAAGAUUCAACUGUUUAUAUUCAAGAUAUAUAUUCUAUGUGUCAGUUGUUACAUGGAGCUUGGAAGUCACUUAUUCUUCUAGUUCCAGUGAAAUUAGGCACUGAAAAAUUUAAUCCAAUAUAUGGCCCAUGCCUCACAUCAUUAUUAACAUUAGAUUUUUGCAUUGGAAUCAUUGGUGGAAGGCCAAAACAUUCUCUAUAUUUUGUUGGCUAUCAAGAUGACAAACUCAUUCAUCUGGAUCCACAUUACUGCCAAGAAAUGGUAGAUGUUUGGCAACCCAAUUUCUCUUUACAAAGUUUUCAUUGUCGUUCUCCAAGAAAAAUGCCACUUGCAAAGAUGGAUCCAUCAUGUUGUAUUGGUUUUUAUCUUGGAACCCAACAUGAUUUUGAAACAUUUAUAAAUAUAAUAAAAUCAUUCCUAGUACCUCAGGGUGUAUCAUCAGGAUAUGAAUAUCCUAUAUUUACUCUAAAUAAUGGCUCCUGUGAUUCACUUAUGGAUACUCCUAAUGCUAGAUAUUCCUUUUUUGAAACAGAACAACAUUGGGUCACUCCACAUAUGCAAGACAGCGAUACAGACUUAGAGUCUGAAGAAUUUGUUUUAGUUUAGUAUUUUAAAUAAGAAUUUCGUAUCUAUAAUAUUAAUUUAUUGUUAUUUGUUACAUAAUAUUGGCUUUAUUAUAAUAAGACUUCAGUGUUACAACUGUGUUAAAAUUUGAAGGUUUUUAUUUUAUAUUAGAUUAUUAUAAUGACAUGUAAAAACCAAAUCUUACAACAGCAUUAUAUUAGUUUAGCAAACUCAUGUAACAGUAAAGUGUCUGGAUUUUAUAAAUAUUUACAGUCAACAAUUACAAAUAUUAUGUUGAUUGUUGCCAAUUACUUAAUAUGAAUUAAAGAAAGUAUAAAAAACCCAAUUGCUACUCAUUAUUAUUUUAUAAAAAGUACUGAUAGGUGGCUUUCAUAAUCACUACAUAGCAGUAAUCUGUUAUGACAAUGGCCUCAGGAGCUAUACCUACUCCAAGUUGAACAUGAACUUAGCAGUUAAUAUUGUGUCAUUUAUAUUUUGCGUUUUUUUUUUUAAGAUUGUUUUUUGUUGAAACUUUGUGUUGAUUACAUUACUUUUAUAGUUAUGUAUUUUGUGAUAUGUUGUUUAAUCUGUUCUCUGAAACUCAACAUCAUUUCAACUGCUUUUUUUCUGUAAAUUAAACUUGGGUAUUGUCUUGUUUGAAAAAAAAUUAUUUGUAAUAAAAUAACAAUAGUCAUAUUCAUUUAUUUGAAUUAAGCCAGCUAAUAAAAUGAAUAUAAAUAAUAAACAUAAGUUAUUACAUCAAAUAAA
Molecule: messenger RNA, 2334 nt
Organism: Bombyx mori (domestic silkworm)
Lineage: Eukaryota; Metazoa; Arthropoda; Insecta; Lepidoptera; Bombycidae
Gene: Atg4b
Product: autophagy related protein Atg4-like protein
Exons: 2
Coding region: 277-1608 (443 amino acids)
Molecular function (GO): protein-phosphatidylethanolamide deconjugating activity
Source: RefSeq, a predicted model, not a curated record